UGAUUUGGCAGCCCUGAUUCAGAACAGCUGUGGCGCCUAAAACACAUUUUUCUAUUAGAAUUAACCAGGCGCAGGGCGCGUUGCUAAAACCGUAAGAAACUGAAUAAACAUCAUGACCAGGAACAGCAUCGAACUGGGCGAUGUGACGCCGCAUAACAUCAAGCAGCUGAAAAAGCUCAAUACAGUUGUCUUUCCGGUCUCCUACAACGACAAGUUCUACGUGGAUGUCCUGGAGGCCGGCGAGCUAGCCAAAUUGGCCUAUUACAAUGACAUUGUCGUCGGCGCCGUCUGCUGUCGCGUUGAUACCACCGAGAACCAGCGUCGGCUAUAUAUCAUGACCCUGGGUUGCCUGUCGCCGUACCGUCGCCUGGGCAUCGGCACCGUUAUGUUCGAGCACAUCCUGAACUUUGCCGAGAAGGAUGGAAACUUUGAUAGCAUUUUUCUGCACGUCCAGAUCAACAAUGAUGGAGCCAUCGAGUUCUACAAGAAAUUUGGCUUCGAGAUUGUAGACACCAAGGAGCAGUACUAUAAGCGCAUCGAGCCAGCGGACGCCCAUGUCCUGCAGAAGGCGCUGCGACGCACUGCCGCCGCAACCAAUGCCAACAACUCCGCCACCAGCAACAAUACCGCCAACUCCAAUGCCCGCAGUAAAGCACGCCAGUUCACGUUUGUGUGAGAGGACGACAAGCUUCGAAUUCAAAUGGUGUGACCAGUGAGAGACGGCCAAAACGAUGUAUUCAAUUAGUCCGAUCAUAUCUAUGUGUAAUCAAUAUUAAUGAACCACCCCUGCGAGGGAAUAAAUAGCUCUGUACGGCGCUCUGGCCAGUCCAAA
This is a messenger RNA of Drosophila kikkawai, 832 nucleotides long. RefSeq names its product Probable N-acetyltransferase san (gene san). The record is from RefSeq and is a predicted model, not a curated record. Gene Ontology annotation, cellular component: NatA complex. NCBI's taxonomy places the organism in Eukaryota, Metazoa, Arthropoda, Insecta, Diptera, Drosophilidae. Gene Ontology annotation, molecular function: N-acetyltransferase activity. Gene Ontology annotation, biological process: mitotic sister chromatid cohesion.